This is a messenger RNA of Oncorhynchus keta (chum salmon), 4221 nucleotides long. Its product is annotated as AMP deaminase 3-like. Gene Ontology annotation, cellular component: cytosol. The transcript is spliced from 16 exons. Bases 354 to 2687 code for a protein of 777 amino acids. Gene Ontology annotation, molecular function: AMP deaminase activity. NCBI's taxonomy places the organism in Eukaryota, Metazoa, Chordata, Actinopteri, Salmoniformes, Salmonidae. Gene Ontology annotation, biological process: IMP salvage; AMP metabolic process. The record is from RefSeq and is a predicted model, not a curated record.
AGAGAAAAAAAGCAUAUAAGGAAGUUGGCUUACGGACAUUUAAACACUUUCCAUCAUACUUUCAGGAAAGUUAGGUUUUGUUGGGCUACAUGUAGUUAAAAGUGUAUCACUCUUAUUGAAACAUAACUUUUGUUAUUUUACAGUUUCACUUCAUGGUGCAAUUAUUUGCAUAAACUGGUGAUUUUCGUUUCCCAGCCGGCAGUGAAGGCAUUAACUAGCUGUGUGCCUGCUCAUUUCACUAGCAUGCACACAUCCAUCUAAAGCAGCCGAAAGAGAGGUGUUCUCCACUGCUGAAUAAUACAGACCAGGUGUUUCCUGUACAUUUUGCAUAUUUGGCCCUGAUAUUAAAGAAGAUGAAGAGAAGAGACACGCCCCAAUUCAAGCAGAAGUCCACUCACAACUUGGGGAAAAUAGAGAUGCCGCGUCAGUUCCCCAAGGUCUUGCUGAGCGAGGUGGAUGAGUCAGUGCGUCUGCUGGCAGAGAAGGUGUAUGCCUCGGCGCUGAAGGAGGAGGACACCAAGGAUUCCCUGUCCAUGUACACGGUGUCCGAGGACUGUCCCAUCGGCAUGAACCAGGUCCGGGAGCGAGAGAUGCUCAAGGAGAUCGCUGAGCAGUACUCUGAAGAGAGCACUAAAAGGAAGAAGAGUUUCAAAAUUAAGCGUUCCCAGUCGUUAUCUCAGCAGUUCCCCAGUUCCCUCAACAUCUGUCCAGAGUGGGCUUUGUCUGUGGUCGCCCCUCUGUUCACCCCUGGCGCCCACUCCCUAGAGUUCCAGAGGGUCACCAUUAGUGGAGACUAUUGUGCAGGGAUCACAGUGGAGGACUAUGAGCAGGCAGCCAAGACCCUGAUUAAAGCCCUGUUUAUCAGGGAGAAGUACUCCAGGCUGGCCUACCACCGCUUUCCCAGGACCACCGCCCAGUUCCUCCGCAGCGCUGAGAACCAGAAGUGGAACGUGGAGGAGGAGAUCUUGCCAGACAUGUGCCCCUGCCCUCAAGAGGGGGAGGAUCCAUACACUACGGAGGGCAUCCCUGAUGAUCUGAACUACGCAUUGCAGAUGAAGGACGGCAUUGUUUAUGUGUACAAUGACGCAGAGGCCCUGAAGCAGCAGCAGCCCCGCAGCCUGCCCUACCCUGACCUGGAGACCUUCGCCAUUGACCUCAGCCAUGUCCUCGCCAUGAUCGCCGACGGGCCCACGAAAACCUACUGCCACAGACGACUGAACUUCAUGGCCUCCAAGUUCUAUCUGCAUGAGAUGCUGAAUGAGAUGGCUGAGUUGAAGGAGCUGAAACGUGUUCCUCACAGAGACUUCUAUAACGUCAGGAAGGUAGACACUCACAUCCACGCAGCUGCUUGCAUGAACCAAAAGCACCUGCUGAAGUUCAUCCAGACCACCUACAAGACCGAGGCGGACCGAGUGGUGCUGGAGAAGGGGGGCCAAAAGCUCACCUUGAAACAGGUGUUUGACACCCUGACCAUGGACCCCUAUGACCUCACUGUGGACUCCCUGGACGUUCACGCUGGAAGGCAAACAUUCCACCGCUUUGACAAGUUCAACUCCAAGUACAACCCAGUGGGAGCCAGCGAACUCCGAGAGAUUUACCUGAAAACAGACAACUACAUCAAAGGGGAAUACUUUGCUCGCAUCAUCAAGGAAGUGGCUCAUGAGUUGGAGGAGAGUAAGUACCAGCACGCAGAACCCCGUAUGUCCAUCUACGGCCGCUCCCCUGUCGAGUGGGAGAGCCUGGCCUCAUGGUUCAUCCAGCACAAGGUGCACUCCCCCAACAUGCGCUGGGUCAUCCAGGUGCCCAGGAUCUAUGACAUUUUCAAAUCGAAGAACAUAAUACCGAACUACGCCAAGCUGCUGGAAAAUAUUUUCCUCCCACUGUUCAAGGCUACAGUCAAUCCACAAAAGAACAAGGAGAUGCACGUUUUCUUGAAAUAUGUAACUGGGUUCGACAGUGUGGAUGAUGAGUCCAAGCACAGCGACCACAUGUUCUCCUACAAGAGCCCCAAACCUGAGGAGUGGACCUCAGGCGAAAACCCACCCUACAGUUACUACCUCUUCUACAUGUACGCCAACAUCAUGGUGCUCAACAACCUGAGGAAGGAACGAGGCCUCAAUACCUUCCAGUUCCGGCCCCACUGUGGUGAGGCCGGGUCCAUCACCCACCUGGUCUCUGCCUUCCUCACGGCAGACAACAUCUCCCACGGCCUCAACCUAAAGAAGAGUCCUGUGCUGCAGUACCUGUACUACCUGGCCCAGGUCCCCAUCGCCAUGUCUCCUCUGAGCAACAACAGCCUGUUCCUGGAGUACUCCAAGAACCCUCUCAAGGAGUUCCUCCAGAAAGGCCUGUGUGUGUCCCUGUCCACCGACGACCCCAUGCAGUUCCACUACACCAAGGAGGCCUUGAUGGAGGAGUAUGCCAUUGCAGCCCAGCUGUGGAAGCUAAGUACCUGUGACACGUGUGAGAUCGCCAGGAACAGUGUGCUGCAGAGUGGUCUGUCUCAUCAGGAAAAGAUGCACUUCCUGGGGCCCAACUACCUGCAGGACGGGCCAGAGGGAAAUGACAUCAGACGGACCAACGUGGCUCAGAUCCGCAUGGCCUACCGGCACGAGACUCUGUGCAAUGAGCUCAGCUUCCUGGUGGAGGCCGUAAAGACUGAGGCCAGCGGAACCCAGGUAGAGUGACCACAGCAGAGAGACCCUUUUCACACUACCGAGCUGAGCCAGGCUUAACCGAGCUGAGCCGUACAGUGCUUGCCUGGUCAGUGGUUACACAUUCACUGCACAGUAGUUGCUAGAACCAUGCUGGAAAGGUCAAUGUGAAAAGAUAGUAUCUGAGACAGCACUGUAUGGUUUGGGUCAGGAGCUAAUGUGACCUUUAGUCUCUCUCUAUUUCAGCUCUAGGCCACAGCCAAAUACUGUACUGGGUCGUUCCAUGAAAUUAGUGCCUUUUGCAUCCCUUUGUUAUUUUAUGUAGAAAUUGUGCACCAAUAUUGAAUUUUAAAGCCUUUUAUAUUAAAUAGUGACUUUUAAUAUAGUCCACAUGGAGAAUUCAAUCAGAUUUUUUACUUGAACGAAGACUUGCUAAAGUGCAAAAACUCACUCAACUGUUUAGUGGCAGAAAACUGAGAAGGUCGAGCAUUACAGGUCAACCCUGUUACCCAUAGAUAUACAGAUAGAAGCUUGUAUUCAAUUGCCCCUCCCUGUUGCACACAAGCUUCUAUUCCCACUCUCACAUGGGGAUUUAUGGCUGUUUUAAGAUGAAAUUGUCAACCCUGUUACUUUAUUUGGCACUUAAUAGGCUCUAGUAAAAGAAAAAUUACAUUGAGAUGGGAAAAUGUGUUUUUUUAUUAAGAUGAAUGUGUGCUCUUUAUGACAAUGUAAAAUUAGGAGAACAGACAUUAUUUUUAGAGCAAGUUACACUUCUCAAAAGGCACCGAAUUGGUGGAAAGAUCCAACUGUUACUGGGCUAUGGUAAUACUGAGAGAAUAAGGCACCAUGCUAUAUGAAUAAGACCGUACUGUGUAAGCUACACCACAUCAAGCCAAGCUAACAGCACCAUACUAGGCAAAUCAUAGUACCCAUGUCCUCUGUUGACUCAUUUGCAUGCAGUUUUUUUUUAUCUUUGAGAAAGCAGAACUUACUCGCUACCUAAUUUUCUCAUGUUCAACUAGAAAACCAGUUUUGUAUUUGAACAUGAGAGCCAGAGGGACACUGCCUGUACACUGCCUGUACACUGCCACUCCCAGGGCCUGUUAAAAAAAUACUACCAACUGUGCCAAUACAAGAGUUCUCACGCCAGAAUGAAAGCCAAUCCGAGAGCAUAGCCAUUUUUUAAAAUGUUCUUGUCUUUCUAUUUGAAUUACAGUACAUAAUGGUAGAAGGGAUAUUAUUGUGUUCUAUCAGGUGAAGGGGCUCACAUUUAAAGAAGUUACUAAGUUCGUAGCUGGGUAUGAGAGCGAGUGGUGUUUUCUAUUAUACAACUUUGGUAAGAGGUUAACUACAGAGCACUUUCUAUAAUGUUGAAUGCUUCUCUCAUGUGGGCAUCAUAUCAUGGACAAAAAGCACUUGACAAAGGGUGAACUGUAAUCAUGUGGCGACAAUGACAAACUUUCAUCCUAGAAUUGGUUCAUUGUCUGAAUGCAGCAUAAAUGUCACUCAACUGUACGUGUAUGAUCGGGAAAUUUGUUUUUAUAUGACAAUAAAGAGAUACUUAGAA